AUGGUGAGAGGGAUAAUCCGUAAUCGGGGAAGGAAGAGAUCAGGGAAAGUCAGAACGACGAUUAGGCUCCUAACCGAAAUAGCUCAAAACUUGACUCAAGCUAUGACAACUCAGGUAACUCGCAAGGGUAAUAUUGAAAACUUUGGCGAUGUCUUUAAGAAAGUAGCAGCUAGUAAACCACCUACCUAUGAUGGAAAGGAAGACCCUGCAAGUCUAGAAAAUUGGCUUAGAGAAUUUGACAAACUGUUUGAUGCUAUCAAUUGCCCUGAGGAUCUAAAAAUCAAUAAUGAUGUGUACUAUCUAAGGGAAGAAGCUGACCUAUGGUGGUCACAAAGAAAGAAAGACCUAAUGGCCAAACCUGAUUUUGAUUGGGAAACCAUGAAAGAAGCUUUGAGAGCUAAGUUUUAUCCUCCCUACCUAAAGAAGCAGAAAUGCCUAGAAGUUACAAACCUUAGAAUGGGCACCAUGACUGUGAAUGAGUAUUACACCAAGUUCAUAGAGCUAAUGAGGUUUGCACCUGAAAUAGUCCCAACUGAAGCCAUAAAAGCUCAAAGGUUUGAGCAAGGGUUAACUUUGACUUUGCAAGGGAAGCUUGGGGGAGUUAACUUUGAAUCCUUAGAUGAUGUUUAUGGGCGUGCAGCUCACCUAUAUGGGAUUAAAGGAAAAGAGCUUGAUGGAAAUUCUGGUGAAAAGAGGAAGGGAAAUGGAAACUUCCAAGGGAAUGAGAAGAAACCUAAGCUGGAUGGGGAUUUUAACCAUGGAAAGAGGGAAGGGAAAUUUAACCAAAAUAGGGAAGAAAAUCACAAUUUCACCCAAAAAUGGAAGGGAAAUUAUAAAAAUGGAAGUAACGGGAACAAGGAUAAGCCUAAAAGGAACUACUUUUGCAAAAGUGUGAGAAUAACCAUCCAGGAAAGGAUUGUGAGGGAAACCUAG
Messenger RNA from Spinacia oleracea (spinach), 933 nucleotides. RefSeq lists its product as uncharacterized. NCBI's taxonomy places the organism in Eukaryota, Viridiplantae, Streptophyta, Magnoliopsida, Caryophyllales, Amaranthaceae. Bases 1 to 933 code for a protein of 310 amino acids. The record is from RefSeq and is a predicted model, not a curated record. The transcript has a single exon.